This is a messenger RNA of Darwinula stevensoni, 600 nucleotides long. NCBI's taxonomy places the organism in Eukaryota, Metazoa, Arthropoda, Ostracoda, Podocopida, Darwinulidae. The record is from the annotation of a GenBank genome assembly.
UACUAUGCGGGACGGCCAGUCAUAGAGAAAAUUGAGCGCGUUAGCCGCCCUGGCCUCAGGGUGUACAAGGGUGCAGACAAUUUACCAAAAGUGAUGAAUGGUUUGGGUGUGGCUAUCGUUACAACUCCUCAAGGAGUGAUGACCGAUAGGAAGGCGCGCGCUACAGGUGUUGGCGGCGAAAUGUCACGCAUAGCAAAAUCCCCUGUCGCUAUUCCGGCUGGAGUGCAGGUGGAAAUUAAAGAACAGCUGCUUACCGUUAAAGGCAAAGAUGCUACUCUAACGCUUCAAGUACACCCUAGUGUAGGGGUAAAACAAGAUGCAGGUGAAAUUAGCUUCCAAUCGGUAGUACCAGACAGCCGCGAGGCACUUGCCUUGACUGGCACCAUGCGCCAAUUGGUCAAUAAUAUGGUGCAAGGAGUUAGCAAGGGUUUUGAGAAGAAGCUCACACUUAUAGGUGUAGGCUAUAAAGCGCAGGCUCAAGGCAGUAAGUUGAAUCUGACCGUUGGGUACUCGCAUCCUGUGAAUAUUGAUAUGCCCCAAGGCGUAAAAGUAGAGACGCCAACCCCUACUGAAAUAGUGGUUAAAGGCGCUGAUAGACAA